AUGAGGCUAUACGUUUUGGUCUAUGUUGAUGAUCUGUUGAUUGGUGGCAAUGAUUCGAGAACUAUUUCUCAGUUUAAGGAGUAUUUGAGUGAAUGUUUUAAAAUGAAAGAUUUGGGUCAUCUCAAAUACUUUCUGGGUAUCGAGGUUGCAAGAUCUCCGCAGGGUAUCUAUUUGUCUCAACGCAAAUAUACUUUGGAUAUUAUUGACGAAUGUGGAUUGUUAGCCUCCCGGCCAUUUGCGAGUCCAAUGGAAGAGAAUCAUCAGUUGCAAGUCAUUGAAGAAGGUCCUUAUGCUGAUCUAGGGCGAUAUCGUCGUCUUGUCGAACGCUUAGUGUAUCUCACGGUUACACGUCCUGAUCUUAUUUAUGUUAUUCAUAUUCUUGCACAGUUUCUCAAGCAACCGCAGGUCAAACAUUGGGAAGCAGCACUUCGGGUGGUUCAUUAUCUUAAAGGCUGUCCUGGACAAGGGAUUUUGUUGACUGCUAAUACUGAUCUUACACUCUCUGCCUAUUGUGAUGCUGAUUACCAGACUUGUCCUCUUACUCGUCGCUCGUUGUCUGGCUAUGUUAUACUUCUAGGUGGGUCUCCUAUUGCGUGGAAAACAAAGAAGCAGAAGACGGUUUCAAUCUCUUCUGCUGAAGCGGAGUAUCGGGCGAUGCGUUACACGACGGGUGAAUUGAAGUGGGAACGUGAACUUCUAUCCUGCUUUGGGGUUCAGCAUGAUACUCCUAUAUCACUUUUCUGUGAUAAUCAAGUUGCUCUACAUAUUGCCGCAAACCCUGUUUUCCAUGAGCAUACUAAGCACAUUGAAGCUGAUUGUCAUUUUGUACGUGAUGCACUCAAGGUUGGGCUUAUUGCGACCUUCAAGAUACACACUUCCAACCAGUUUGCUGAUAUUUUCACUAAGUCUCUUGGCGGUCCGCAAUUUUCUUAUCUUCUACGCAAGUUGGACAUUCGGGAUCUUCAUGCGCCAAUUUGA
Molecule: messenger RNA, 978 nt
Organism: Camelina sativa (false flax)
Lineage: Eukaryota; Viridiplantae; Streptophyta; Magnoliopsida; Brassicales; Brassicaceae
Source: RefSeq, a predicted model, not a curated record